Messenger RNA from Solea solea (common sole), 1997 nucleotides. RefSeq names its product cysteine-rich hydrophobic domain 1 (gene chic1). Lineage: Eukaryota; Metazoa; Chordata; Actinopteri; Pleuronectiformes; Soleidae. Bases 32 to 556 code for a protein of 174 amino acids. The transcript has 6 exons. The record is from RefSeq and is a predicted model, not a curated record.
GUCGUGCGCGGCCCUGCGCGAGCGAGACGUCAUGAGCGUCUCUCCAGCCAACAUGGCGGACUUUGAUACCAUUUAUGAGUUAGAAGACGAAGAAGAUGAGCACGUAAUAAGCGAAGAGCACUUGCCCAGAUACUGUCCGGAGCCCGUGGUCAUGCGAGGAGCCGGACACAUCACAGUGUUUGGACUGAGUAACAGAUUUGACUCCGAGUUUCCCUCUGUUCUCACGGGAAAGGUUGCACCGGAGGAGUUCAAGACCAGCGUUGGCAGACUGAACGCUUGUUUGAGGAAGAACUUGCCCGUGAAUGUGAAGUGGCUUCUCUGCGGCUGCCUGUGUUGCUGCUGUACAGUCGGCUGCAGUCUAUGGCCCGUUAUCUGCCUCAACAAGAGAACGAGAAGGUCUAUCCAGAAGUUGUUAGAGUGGGAGAAUAAUCGAUUAUACCACAAGCUGGGCCUGCACUGGAAACUCAGUAAAAGAAAAUGUGAAAGCAGUAACAUGAUGGAAUAUGUGAUUCUUAUAGAAUUCUUACCUAAAUAUCCGAUAUUCCGACCGGACUGAGGAGGCAGUUGACUCUCCUGGAAGUGUGGCCCUUGAAUCCUAUCCUUAGUGCCUUGUAUAUACAGUAAAGUUAGAGUAAGGGUCUGCGUUGGCGUUCCUCGUGGCGAGCUGUACAACCCCCCCCCCCCCCCCCCCACUACCUUGUACAUUAAGAUUUGCAACACUGUCACUUUGCUUUAGAGCAGAUUUUGCACAUUACCCCCCCGCCACCCCGACAGAACUAGACGCGUGUACCCUCUGUUGCACUCUGAUGUGUUUGCUUUUUUGUGACAAAACAAGUGUUAAAAAAAAAAAUAGAAACGUUUUUGAAAAAAGUGCAUUUACCCCAAAGAGCCGUGAGCCUGAAUCCCAUCUAUUAUAUCAAGAAUGUGAUGCCUCCACCUUCCUUAUCCGCCCUUGCCUUAUGUGUAAUCUUUUUAAUAACUUUACAUGUAACAUGAGGAAGGCUCUCGGGUCAUUCAACAAGUCUGUAGAUUAAAAUGCUUUUCUUUCAAUCCAGUCCUCUGCGAGUAGAUGGGAUGGUUAAAAUUGCCUAUCGUACAGCGUACAUACAUACGCGUGUUUAUACUUUACAUCUAACCCCGCGUACAUGGGGGGGAAUUAGCUAAAAGUAGGACAACCUGACCUGUAAAUACGACGUUAGCUGUACAGUUGUAUACUAUUGUUUACAUUACGUUAGCUAGCUUUUUAGUUUUUGUUUUUUUCUUUGCUAAUAUAUUGUAUUAUAGUUUUAAAGAAUGAAAGAUGUCCAAGUACCUUUCUAGUAUACACAGUAUGGACCUGUUUACCUUAUAAGCCAUAUAGUUACAAUAUACAUCUUGCCAGAGUUCGGACUGAUUAUUGCACUCGAGAGAGAGAGAGAGAGAGAAACUAAAAGUCAGGAUGUCAGACUGUAAUGUGUCCGAAAAUAUUCAACCAAUAACAAGAGCUGUGCUUGUUACUGUGCAGUGUUUUGCCAACGAAGAUGAUGUUCAAUGACACAUCGUCUCCUACAGGUGGACGUGAGGCCAUCUCCGCCUCUUUUCACUCCGCAAUUCCUCUCAUUUAUCAUUAUUAUUAUCAUUAUUAUUAAUAAUAUUAUUAUUCAGUUUAUCCCAGUACUGUGUUCAAUUUUUAUAGUUUUGUACUACUUUCCUGAUGUGUUGAGCAGAUGGUUCCUUUGUUUCAGUCAUUCGGUCCAGUGUUAUUAUUAUUAUUAUUAUUAUUAUUACAUGUCAUUUUCCCUGAAUCUUUAUCGACAGAUUCCUGUAUCGCGUUGUAUUAGAGUGCCUCUUGGAUUUUGCUGGUGAAACACACUGAGAAUUACAGGGUGAAAUUAGAUUUUUAAGUCCUCCUCCUCCUCCUCCUCCUCCCCAGUGCGGUCCUUGUUACAAUCCUUGUAAAGUGUUCACCUUGAUGACCUGAUCCGAAUGGAGAGAGAAAAUAAAAUUGUGGAAUUUUU